Messenger RNA from Dovyalis caffra, 783 nucleotides. NCBI's taxonomy places the organism in Eukaryota, Viridiplantae, Streptophyta, Magnoliopsida, Malpighiales, Salicaceae. The record is from the annotation of a GenBank genome assembly.
AUGAUCGCGCUGGGCCGCCAUCUCACCAAUGCUAAAGCGGCGGCGGCGCCUCUCUACCGCCUGUUUAACGUCACUUUGAGCAGACUCAUCACCACUGCGGGUGCAGCAGCUCAGGCGCAGCUGGACCCCGACUACUACUACUACUACUACAACGAGCCGCCCCGACGCAAUGGGCUUGGCGCCAUGACUGACCCGGAAAAUUCGGUUCCAAGAAGAGGAGUGCAGUGGGCGUUUAUAGGAAGUCCACGCGCGAAGAAGCGCGUGUAUGCAGAGACUCUCUCGAAGCUUCUGGAAGUCCCGUGCAUUUCCAUGGCUAGUCUCGCCCGUCAAGAACUUAACCCUUGCUCUUCUCUCUAUAAACAGAUUGCAAAUGCUGUGAAUCGUCGGAUGCUUGUUCCAGAGGAUAUAAUUUUUGGCCUCUUAUCGAAGAGGUUGGAAGAUGGGUAUUACAAAGGUGAAACUGGUUUUAUUCUGGAUGGAAUUCCUCGUUCACAGUUACAAGCUGAGAUUAUUGAUCAACUUGUGGAGAUUGAUUUGGUCGUGAAUUUUAGAUGCACUGAUGAUUACUUGGUGAAACACCAACAAGAAGGUUCCUGGAAAGAGAAGCUCCAAGUCUACGCUGAACAGAGCAAGCCACUAGAAGAUUAUUACCAAAAGCAGAAAAAGCUUCUUGACUUUCAAGUAGGCAGUGCACCUGCAGAGAAUUGGCAAGGGCUGUUGGCUGCAUUGCAUCUACAACACAAAUGCUGUGUGCUCUUCAAAGAAACUGACCGCAUUAUCUAG